Messenger RNA from Spodoptera littoralis (African cotton leafworm), 1209 nucleotides. Lineage: Eukaryota; Metazoa; Arthropoda; Insecta; Lepidoptera; Noctuidae. The record is from the annotation of a GenBank genome assembly.
AUGGACCAAGAAACUGCGAAAAAGCUUUUACUCGAAGGAGGAACGUUUGUUUUCCUCGGAGUACCUCAAGAAACACAGUUUGGCAUAGAUAUGCAGUGCUGGAAUACAGAAGAAGAUUUUCGCGGAAUUAAAAUGAUUCCACCUGGAUUGCACUACAUACAUUUUUCUGGAGUAAGCAAAGGAACUGGAGACGUGUCGCCAAGAUCAGGCUUCAUGCAUUACUUCCACAAAAAAGAGUUUCUAGUCAAAAUGUGGGACAAAGAUACAGAGGACAUGAGUAAAGAAGAGAUUACAGAAGAAAGCAUCCAGCGCCUGAAAGACAAUCUGUUUAAUUUGGACCGUCACCUUGCACCUUACCCCUAUGAAAUAUGGCAGAAAUGGAAACUACUUACUUCUCAAAUACCUGCUGAAUUAGCAGCAAAACUGUCGCCAGAGAAUGGUAUGAUCAGAGCUUCUGUAGAACUCCUUUCUAUGACUGAUGAGGAAAGACCAAGGGGCGUGAAGUCUACAGCAUCGGUUGAAAGUCAAGAAGGUGCGGAAGAAUCUCCAAAAGUCUCUGGUGAAGAUAAAGAAGAGGUAGCUGGACAAUCCACGGCUAAGAGAGCAAAGAGAGGUACACAGGAAGAAAGAGAAGAUGCAAUGCUACCAGACUUGAAACCUGCUCCAGGUAUGUCAAUGAGAUUCACAGAAAUACCGCGCGACAAGUUUCCGCCGGGAUCCACACCAGAAGAGAUUACGAAACACUAUUUGGACCAAUCUUAUUCAUUGGAACUUAUGAUCGCACAACAUGACGAGCCGCUACAUAUCAUUGGCGAACUUCAAUUCGCGUACCUGUGUUUUCUUAUCGGACAUUCUCUCGAAGCUUUUGAACAUUGGAAAAAUCUGGUGAUCCUUAUGUGCUCCUGCGACGAUGCCAUACACAAAUACCGCAGCGUGUUCUUCCAUUUCAUCAGAACAAUCGAAAUACAAAUUGAAGAAAUGCCUGAGGAUUUCCUUGCUGACAUUGUUAUGAACAAGAAUUUAGUCUACAAGAAACUACGGGAAUUUUUCCGUACUGCUUAUGUGAGCAAAGUCGACGGCCGUCUUCUGACAAUGAUUGAGAGGUUCAAGGACAAUCUGACGGAUAAAUUGCAAUGGGAUUUCACUGGUUUAGAUGCUGAUGAAGAAGACGAAAGGCCAGUUAUAGUCCAGCUAAAUGAGGCAGAGUAA